GCUGCUUUUACUUCUACCGUGCACGUGACGUGGAGUAGCGCACAUCAUACGACGUUCCACAUCCUCUGUGAGCCUUCAGUGAGCCCUAGUAGAAGAUACAAAGGAACUUCAUAUUUGAAAGGAUAUAUCUACGACUGAGAAUGACUGACGCGAGUUCCAUGAGUUCCAUGAGCUCUAUGAGUGGGGUAGAGUCGGCGAGCGAAAUGUCGCAAAGCACGAGCGGAGCUGCAGGAGCAGAUCAAGGGUCGGGCUCGAAGACAGCGGUGAUUGCUGUCGCAGUUUGUCUCUUGUUGACAGGAUGUGCGUUCGCUGUAGCGCUUACAGUGCUUAGGUUGGGCGGCGAUAGUGGCGACGACAUCAUUGGAGCUGGAGAUGACGGAGUUCAACCAAGUGAUGACCAAUAUCAGGCAUCUAAUGCACAAUCCAGCUCGGCCACAACGCCUGAGACCACCUCUACCUCUACCUCUACCUCGACUACAACCACGACACAUAAACCCGAAAAGUUGGCUUGCUCCAUCUUCAAUGACUCUCUGUCAAGGGACGAUCUCUGCGAUUACCUUUUCCUUGAAGACCCCAAGCCCCUCAAUGACGCCAGCCCUGCGAGAAACGAGUUCGCCGAAAAGUGUCGCAGCUACUCCAGGACCAAAUGUGGGAUGCUAACUAAGGGCAGCCUGAGUACAGCAUUGCAGCUUCUACGGAGCCCUAAUGGGAAAAAAGCGACGGAAGAGCUCUGGAAAAGUGGCGUCCGUCACCAGAUCGUGCUGUAUCUAUCCCUAUCAGGUGGAACUCAGCAGAAUGAAAUUGACACCAUCGUUGCCCUUAGGAAGGAAUUCGACAGCCAGCAGGAGAAACUAAAGAGCCAACCUGGUGAUUACGCUUACUACUUCGUUGGAGUAUUAGCUCAGUACAGCGGUAAUGCUGCCAGCGACUCCCUGGUUAAGACACACUUCCAACUCAUGUUGCUGGAAGCUAAACCCAAUGGUGUUGUCUUCGUGAACUUCUAUGAGGAAGUCUUGGAGUCUGCUUCAGACUGCCAACUAACCGGACCCAACAUCUGGAACAAGCGGAUAAACCGAGUCCAAGGGACAUUCAUUGACAACCUCCGGCUCCUUACAGAGGUCAAUAUACCAGCUACAACUCUGCAGAUGUUUUCUAUUAGUCCUGCAAAACGGGUCACGGAAUUCGUGACACCACCAACUCAGGCUGAGAAGGCACAAGCGACAACACUUGAUUUCGCCAAACCGUGCAAGAGCUCGAAAUACGUCGGCCGCGGUGACAUCUGCUACAAGAGAUCAAAUGACGUCGUUGUGGACAACGAACGCUUAACAUGCAUUCUGUGGAAGAAUGAUACAUUAUAUACGUUUGACGAUGAUGUCACGAUAAGCAACAAAGUGUGCAAGGUAAACCAGGCCGGAUUCUACGGGGGUUGGUUCGUCUUUGAUACAGGCUUUGAAGCAACGGCAGAAGAUUGCGGGGGCGCUGGCACUUACCCAAUCACUGCUCAAAUGAGGAAAUAUGCGAGAACGCCACCAUGUUAAUGCAAAAGGUGUUGCUAAUAAAAGAACUAA
Molecule: messenger RNA, 1568 nt
Organism: Ornithodoros turicata
Lineage: Eukaryota; Metazoa; Arthropoda; Arachnida; Ixodida; Argasidae
Exons: 13
Coding region: 141-1538 (465 amino acids)
Source: RefSeq, a predicted model, not a curated record